Molecule: messenger RNA, 1806 nt
Organism: Caenorhabditis angaria
Lineage: Eukaryota; Metazoa; Nematoda; Chromadorea; Rhabditida; Rhabditidae
Source: the annotation of a GenBank genome assembly
UUGGUUGGUUAAUUGGCGACUGCUCUUCGUUCUUUUUUUCAUAGUUCGAAAAUCGUGUAGUUUAAGAAAAAUGAUGAGUCAAUUCAAAAAGACUAUAGUAAUAAUAAUAAUAAUCAUUUUCUGUUAUGACUUUUGAAACCGGUUUCAAUUAAUAAUAAACUAUCCACUUAACUAUUUAGUCAAAACUUUGAAAAGAAACUAAAUAUUUCCGUUGCAAAACACAAAGAUCAAGACUAAUUGAUUUGUUUUAGAUGGCGGAAUGGUGUGGAACAAAUUUGAAAAAUUGUGAUGGAUGGAAAAAUGUGAAUUUGGAAUUAUCAACAACUUCAAAUGAAAAUGCAAAAUGGUUAGAUGCUUGUAUUCGACAAUUAGUUUCAUGGUCAGAUUGUGAAUCAAUUGGUGGAUUUCAUAAAUCUCUAGAGAAUCUAGAAACAAGUGAUCCUGAUGCAAGUAAGUUUUCACCUACAGUAACGCGAGAAGAUUUUCUAUCUAGUUAUGGCUCGAUGUUUUAUUGUUGGAUUAACUGGUCUAGGAACUGAAGCUGCUGGCAGAGAUGUUGAUUUUGUACAAAAAAUGGAUAAAUUAGAAAAAGAUGCGGAAAAAUAUGGAAACAAUCGUGAAAAACAACAUGCAAAAGCAGCGAUUUUAUGGGGAAGAGGGUAAUAGAAUAUGUAUUUAUAGCUCAAAAAAAUAACCGUAAGAAAAUUAUAGAUAUCAUCAUGAAGCGGCAAUCGUUUGGGAUAGAAUUCUAGACGAACAUCCAAAUGAUUUAAUCGCGGUUAAAUUUUCACACGAUGCUCAUUUCUUCAAUGGAAGUUGCUCGGGAAAAUUGAAUGCGAUUGAAAAAGUUAUCGAAAAAUGGGAUAAAACAGAACCAUGUUAUAGCUAUUUACACGGAAUGUAUGCAUUUGGAUUGGAAGAAUCUGCAAAAUAUGAAGAAGCUGAAAAACAAGCAGAUAUUGCAUUGAAUUUGAAUCGAUUUGAUUGUUGGGCAUCGCAUGCAAAAGCACAUGUUUUAGAAAUGAAUGGAAGACAUAAAGAAGGUCGAGAUUUUAUGUAUAAUACAGAAAAUGAUUGGAGACAAGGAUGGAUGUUAGCAACACAUAAUUAUUGGCAUACUGCACUUUUUCAUAUUGAAUUUUCGGAAUAUGAAGAUGCACUUUCAAUUUUUGAUAGGUACUAAUUUUUUGAUUGGCAAAACGUAUUUUCUUUUAAAUACUUCAAAAUUUCAGAGAAGUUGCGAAUCGAUUUAAUCGAACAAAUUCAUUACUUGAUAUGGUCGACGCUAGUUCACUUUUAUGGAGACUUGAAUUAGAGGGUGUGAAUGUUGGAAAAGAAAGAUGGAGAAAAAUUGAGAAUCUUGGAAAAUAUAUUGAGAACCAUUCAAUAUUUUUCAAUGAUGUUCAUCUUGGUGUUGCACUUUAUCGCCAAGAAAAUCAAGAAACAGAAAAUUCACUUCGAGAAUCACUGGAAAAUUAUUCAAAUCUUCCAAAUGAAGACAAUUCACAGAUCACGAAAAACAUUGGAUUACCGCUUUAUGAUGGAAUGAUUGAUUAUGCAAAAGGGAAUUAUGAUGAAGCUGUUGAGAAAAUGUAUCCGAUUCGAGAAAAUGUUGUGAAAAUUGGCGGAAGUCAUGCACAACGAGAUAUGUUCGUACAAACAUUGAUUCAUUCCGCAAUUUUGUCAAGGAAACCAGAAAACUGGAAACGCACACAAAAUCUUCUGUUAGAACGAAAUUCUUUGAAAUCGAAUUCUAUUUUAGGAGAAAGAUUAGCGACAAAAUUUAGAAUUUUGCAUCCACUUUGA